AGAAGGGUAUGUGUGACACGUACUGUAGCUUUCACGGCAAUAUGCCCUUUUUCGGCGUGCUAGUAGAGUUCCCAUGGAUACAAGGAGUCAUCUGUCAAGUUUCACAGCUGAAAAGUUUCAGUGAAAGAUGUUUGUAAAUAAGAGUGUUUAGAGGCUUCUCUGGAAAACCAGACCUUGGCAAACAGGAGUUGCUGUUUGAACUACAGAAGGUGUGAGGAAGAACAGGCCUGGAGAUAAGCAAACACCGGUUACAAGGAGAAGAUCCUGUCGUCUUCUACUAGAACGACUUCUACCAGAACAACAUCUUCCAGAGCGUAAAACGCUAAAAUCAGCCAGGACUAAGUUUGUGCUUCUUUUUUAAUUCUACCAAACUCUCUUAUCUCAGCUGCCAAGACAACUAGAGCAAGGAAUCUCCUUUAAGAGCCACUCAGAGCUAACAAGACAGACGCAGGGAGGGAGUAAAAAGAAGAAGAGAAGAGGGAGGGUGGGUGGAGAGCUGGAGAGAAUUGGCGCUCAAGUGUGAGUGAGAGAGAGCACUCAGAACCCUGCGAGCGUCUCCUAUAACCAUUGGCACUUUGAUACAUUUCAGAGCCUCGCACCUCGCACUGAAGUAUCUAACAGAACGCGGUUAGCAUCUGAGACUUGCACUUGAACAGAUGGUCGAAUGCAUGGGCUUUUAUUUGAGGAGCAACAGUUCAGAAGGACUCGUCUGAGGCGACUGUAAUUGAGGAUGGUUUUUUGAGAGACCUGCUUAGUAAGAGAGAUCUAAAUAGUGACUUUAGAUCUUACAACAGUCCAGAAAGCCAAAAAGAAGAGGGAAAUUCACAAUGGAUGGAUUUCCUUGGAUUUGUUGGCAGUGCUGAUCUGUUUCUCACUUUGUUGGUGUGUUUGGGUAUAAGAGAUUCUGCCUUAAGGAGAAACAAGCUUGUAAGGAGUUCUGGUAAGGGUCAGUUCCACGCUGGACCACACAAACUAUCUACAGGAGGUCUGGAGAGCAUGGGGAAAUCAAACAGCAAGCUCAAACCAGAGGUGGUGGAGGAACUAACCAGGAAGACCUACUUUACAGAGAAAGAAGUUCAGCAAUGGUACAAGGGCUUCAUAAAAGAUUGCCCGAGUGGUCAGCUUGAUGCUGCAGGUUUCCAGAAGAUCUACAAACAGUUCUUCCCCUUCGGCGACCCCACCAAGUUUGCCUCAUUUGUCUUCAACGUUUUUGACGAGAACAAGGAUGGACGGAUUGAGUUCUCAGAGUUUAUUCAGGCCCUGUCUGUGACCUCACGUGGGACCUUGGAUGAAAAGCUCCGCUGGGCCUUCAAGCUUUAUGAUCUUGAUAACGAUGGCUAUAUCACACGUGAUGAAAUGCUCAAUAUCGUAGACGCCAUCUAUCAGAUGGUGGGAAACACAGUGGACCUUCCAGAAGAAGAAAACACGCCGGAGAAGAGAGUGGAUCGCAUUUUUGCCAUGAUGGAUAAGGUACGGAAUGCUGAUGGGAAGCUGACCCUGCAGGAGUUCCAGGAGGGAUCAAAAGCAGAUCCCUCUAUUGUACAAGCUCUGUCACUCUAUGAUGGCCUUGUAUAGUAGCAGUAUCUUGUCUUAAAGAUACAGGUACGGCAAAGGAUCCAGUGCGGUGCCAUCCCACAAUGCCAUUCAAGUGGAUGAGUUUUCGUCGUUUGACCUCUCAUUCCGGACACUUAAGACUGAGAAGUCUUACCACAAGCAAAUCACAUUUCAGCAUACAACUAUGACAGAAAAGAAGAACCUGUCAUCCUGAAACUGUGUGUGUGUGUUUAUGUGUGUGAAUGCUAUAAUUCAGGAUCCCAUGGAAUUGCUUGUUUGCUGCUGAACAAUCGCACUGGAGAUUAUAUGGAUGGCACUGAUUGUUAAAGUAAAGCAUGCUGAAAAACCUAAAUUAUAGAUGUAAAUAUGUGCAAACAUUUUGUAUUUUUUAUUCAUACUUCACUGGGAUAUUGUGGAUGUGCUCUUCAUAUAUAAUUUAAGAGACUGUUGAUAUUUUAUUUAUGUCUUGUUUACCUUGAUGUGUAUGGAUUGCAGCUGUUACAAGCCUCAACGUUUCUGAAAGUUUCUUGGAAUGAAAGACUUUAAUGCUGUUUUGCUUUUUCUUUGGAACUAUGAAUGUGAAAGAUUCAUUUAUUAUAUUUGCAAUAGACAGCUACCAUUGUGAAGAGUGCGCUGCCCAUUCAUUGCUGGCAAAACUCAUUGUGAAGUCCUCAAGCUACUUCUUAAGCAAGGCACUGUAACCCAGCAACAUGCUACACUGUUAUUACUGAACAGUUGCAACUCAGAACUGAUGUAAGUACCUCUGUAAUGGAUAAACAAACAGUCCACCAUCUGCUAAUUUA
Molecule: messenger RNA, 2357 nt
Organism: Cyprinus carpio (common carp)
Lineage: Eukaryota; Metazoa; Chordata; Actinopteri; Cypriniformes; Cyprinidae
Product: neuronal calcium sensor 1b
Molecular function (GO): calcium ion binding; calcium sensitive guanylate cyclase activator activity
Source: RefSeq, a predicted model, not a curated record